UUCCGUCAUCCACCCUCCUCAACGACGGGGGUUGGUUGAGAGUCCGCGCGGCGGAGAGGGAACAACAGAACUGACAGGCAGCAGCGCGCGACUCCAGUCACGUCAAGGGGAAGAUGGAGCAGCACACAGGCACCGAGGACUUCAACAUCUUGUUAGCUACUGACUCCUACAAGGUCACUCAUUACAAACAGUACCCACCCAACACUAGUAAGGUGUAUUCUUACUUCGAGUGCCGCGAGAAGAAGACAGACCCUACCAAGCACAGAAAAGUCAAAUACGACAAGACGGUCUUCUAUGGGCUUCAGUACAUUCUCAACAAAUACUUAAAAGGACAGGUUGUGACACCAGCGAAGAUUCAGGAAGCAAAGGAGGUCUACCGGGAACACUUUCAGGAUGAUGUGUUCAACGAAAAGGGAUGGAAUUACAUUUUGGAGAAAUACAACGGUCACCUGCCCAUCGAGAUCAAGGCCGUGCCGGAGGGAAGUGUUAUCCCGCGUGGGAAUGUGCUGUUCACCGUAGAAAGCACCGAUCCGGAGUGCUACUGGCUCACCAACUGGGUUGAGACUAUCCUGGUUCAGUCCUGGUAUCCCAUCACCGUCGCAACCAACUCACGAGAACAGAAGAAGAUUCUGGCCAAAUAUCUCAUGGAAACGUCAGGAAGCCUGGAGGGACUGGAAUAUAAACUGCAUGACUUCGGCUACAGAGGGGUUUCAUCUCAAGAGACGGCUGGUAUCGGCGCAUCUGCACACUUGGUAAACUUCAAAGGAACAGACACUGUGGCCGGGAUCUGCGUUAUCAAGAAGUACUACGGCACCAAAGACCCGGUUCCUGGUUUCUCAGUACCAGCUGCAGAACACAGCACAAUCACUGCCUGGGGAAAGGACCAUGAGAAGGAUGCUUUUGAACACAUCAUCAAGCAGUUUCCCUCUGUCCCUGUGUCUAUCGUCAGCGACAGCUACGACAUCUACAACGCCUGUGAGAAGAUCUGGGGGGAAGAUCUGAGGAGUCUGAUUGAGAUGAGGAGCGCAGACGCCCCGCUGGUGGUCCGACCAGAUUCAGGAAACCCUCUAGACACGGUGCUAAAGGUCCUAGAGAUUUUAGGAAAGAAAUUUCAUCCGACUGAGAACUCUAAAGGCUAUAAAGUGCUUCCGCCCUACAUCAGAGUCAUUCAGGGUGACGGUGUGGACAUCAAUACUUUACAGGAGAUUGUAGAGGGCAUGAAACAGCACAGAUGGAGCAUCGAAAACAUUGCGUUUGGCUCAGGUGGAGCUUUGCUGCAGAAACUGACCCGAGAUCUGCUCAACUGCUCUUUUAAGUGCAGUUAUGUGGUGACGAACGGAUUGGGCGUAAACGUCUUCAAGGAUCCUGUUGCAGACCCCAACAAAAGGUCAAAGAAGGGUCGGCUUUCUCUUCACAGGACGCCAAGUGGAGAUUUUGUUACUCUGGAAGAGGGGAAGGGUGAUCUGGAGCAGUAUGGAGAUGACUUGCUGCACACUGUGUUCAGGAACGGGAAGAUUGUAAAGACGUACACCUUCGAUGAGGUCAGAGACAAUGCCAAGCUGAAGGAGAGCGAACUGGAGGAUCUGCUGCUCUGAGAGCGUCAAUCUCUUUCUCCGUCAGUCCUCUCUCUCCACCCCACAUCCACCCGAGAGGACCUGCGUUCCGACCCCACGCCGCUGACAGACGUGAGGACACACAGUUACCCCACCUUCAGUUCAGUGUACAGAACUGAUCUAUGUUUUUGUCUACUGACUCCACUAUGCUUCAAUGUCUCUUUCUAAUGGCGGAUGAGAGCAAUUAUCAUGCUAUUUAAAUCAUGUAACUGUGUAUUUGACCAAGCGUGCUAUUGAUCACACGUCUUUGCAGGAAUGGAGACGUAUAUGUGUGCGUAUACCGCAAGAAGAUUUCGCUUUGCUUGACUGUAGGACUGAAAGGUAAUCGUUCGGUGUUUGUUGAAUGUGAAUGUUGUGUGUAGGGUUUUCACUUUAUCAGAGGAUUAAUCUAUUCCUUUAUGCAAAGGAGAUGGCUGAACUUGGGGGAAACGUUCAUUCUCUUUUGUUGGCUUUGUGUUUGUCAUUUCUAUUUUCGUUUGAAUGGUGAAACUCGCAAGAAUUGCCCUGAAAUCUAAGAACUGAAUGAGAAACUUAAUUUUGCAUAAAGAAAAUGGAAGCUUUUUUUUUUUUUUGCAUUGUUUUCAUGAUAUUUCAUUACAUUUUACCACAAAUUCUCAUUAUUAGUAUCCAGAUUUUUUGUUUUUACUGUAACUCUCAGUAGUAAUUCUAUGGAAGUUUGUUUCCGCCACUAAAUAAAAAGAAAUUAAAAAAGGUAACUGCGACUUUUAAUUUCACAAUUCUGACUUUUUUUUCUCAGAAUUGCGAGAUUUAAACUCACAUUUGCGAGUUAUAAAGUCAGACUUGCGAGAUACAGUCACAAUUCUGACUUUUUUUCUCGCAAUUGCGAAUUUUUAUCACGCAAUGCUGACUUUUUUUCUCGGAAUUGCGAUAUUUAAACUCGUAUUUGUGAGAUAUAAAGUCAGAUUUGCGUGUUAUAAAGUCAGAAUUGAGUGAUAUAAACUCGCAAUUCUAACUUUUAUCUCGCAAUUUUGACUAUUUUUCGCAAUUGUGAGUUUAUAUAUCGCAAUUUCUCAAAAUUGUGAGAUAAAAACUCGCAAUUGUGAGAAAAAAUGUCAGAAUUGUGAGAUAAAAAGUCACAAUUACCUUUUUUAUUUUUUUAUUUCAUGGCGGAAACAAGCUUCCACAUGAUUCUCAUUAAUCAUUCUCAUUAUUAACACUGAAAAUGUUAAAUGUUGUUACUGUAAUGCAGUAUUUUCUUAUUAUUGCCAUAUAAGAUUUUUUUAAUUUAUUUAAAUCAUCAUAAAUUAAAGACACCACAUACUACCAUGAUGUAUAAAUACUGUAUAUUAAAUAUUUUAAAUAUACUUUUUUUUCCCCCUCCCAAUCUGUACGGUCCUAAAAUUAGGGUUAAUUUUCUUUAUGCAAAUUAUAAUUUCUUAUUACUCCUUUUUUUGGUGAAAGAUGACAUGUUUUUGACAGAAUUCAACCAGAUAUAAUAGACCCUUCCCUUUAUACAUUAUCCCGAUUUUGCCAACAUUUUAAAUGCUCCAUCAUAAUAUACAAUGUAAACCUGAUAUAUUUAAGGCGACAAAAAAACAAAAACAUCUUUUUUUAAAUAUUCACUACAGCUUUAUUUGAAAACACAAGUUUUAUUAUACAGCGGGAAUCAUUUUAGAAGAGUUUGGUUUUACUAUUUUGUAUACUUAAUGUUUCAAACUCCAGAAUCAUUAUUUUUUAAAUACCGCUAGAGUUACCAUAGUAAAUAUCCAUAGAAUAAUGUGGCCAAACUGCCUCCUCUCUUGUAUAUAUUGGCGUGUGUUUUUAUUUUGAGAGAGCUGGCUUCUUAUUAGUGCAAAUAGAGAAAUGUUCUUAUUUUUGUCGAAUGCCCAUUUUGUACCAACAGGAAAUUCACUGAUCUGUUACGUUCUGUAGAAGACUGUCGCUCAGUCAUUCUCCGGCACAUGUGUUGAUAUGCAUAUGUGUGUGUGUGUGUGUACAUUGUACACUUGGUUGACAAUACUUGCUAAUUAUAAUUUCAUCUAUGUUUUUAUGUAUAUGUUGGGUCUCCCUUUUUCUGUCAACCUCUUCAGAUAUUUUAAACAAACAUGACCGACGCCGUUUUGACAGCAUAUUGAAAAAACAACAGUCCAUCCUUUUUGCUGAAAUGUUAUUAUUUCUUUUCCUUUUUUAUGGAAUAGUGAACAAGAUGAAACCAUUCCCUUUUAUAGCUGCUGUAAGGACAGUAAACUGUUUCUCGAUGCACUAGCCUCCAAUCUAGUAAUUAAAUCACUUCAUUUUGAUGACGAGUUUAAAACUGUGUUAAGGAACAUUAGUGUGGAAGUUUAAAUAAAAAGCAAUAUCAUACCGA
Messenger RNA from Ctenopharyngodon idella (grass carp), 3942 nucleotides. RefSeq names its product nicotinamide phosphoribosyltransferase 1 (gene nampt1). NCBI's taxonomy places the organism in Eukaryota, Metazoa, Chordata, Actinopteri, Cypriniformes, Xenocyprididae. Gene Ontology annotation, biological process: NAD+ biosynthetic process. The record is from RefSeq and is a predicted model, not a curated record. The coding region runs from base 114 to 1595 and encodes 493 amino acids. The transcript is spliced from 11 exons. Gene Ontology annotation, molecular function: nicotinamide phosphoribosyltransferase activity.